Messenger RNA from Hansenula anomala, 1017 nucleotides. It is a transcript of the gene CTK1, whose product is annotated as cyclin-dependent serine/threonine protein kinase CTK1. Gene Ontology annotation, biological process: protein phosphorylation; positive regulation of transcription elongation by RNA polymerase II; transcription elongation by RNA polymerase II. The record is from RefSeq and is a predicted model, not a curated record. Gene Ontology annotation, molecular function: RNA polymerase II CTD heptapeptide repeat kinase activity; cyclin-dependent protein serine/threonine kinase activity; cyclin binding. The transcript has a single exon. Gene Ontology annotation, cellular component: nucleus; cyclin/CDK positive transcription elongation factor complex. The annotation marks the transcript as partial. Lineage: Eukaryota; Fungi; Ascomycota; Saccharomycetes; Phaffomycetales; Wickerhamomycetaceae.
UCAACAAUAUAUGAGCGUGUCAUUCAAGUUGGUGAAGGUACUUAUGGGAAAGUUUACAAGGCUAAAAACAUCAUCACAAGUGAAUUUGUUGCUUUGAAAAGAUUGAGAAUGGAAUCUGAGAGAGAAGGUUUCCCCAUAACUGCAAUGAGAGAAAUAAGAUUGCUUCAAUCUUUCGAUCAUCCAAAUAUUGUGAAACUGUUGGAAAUAAUGGUUGAACAAAAGCAAAUUUAUAUGAUUUUUGAUUAUGCUGAUCAUGACUUGACAGGUAUAUUAUCAAACCCAGAUAUAAAAUUAUCAGAUGCCAAUUGUAAAUAUUUUUUCAAGCAGUUAUUGGAAGGUAUAAAUUACCUACAUUCUAAAAAAGUCAUUCACCGUGAUAUAAAAGGUUCAAACUUAUUGAUUGAUAGAAGAGGCGUAUUGAAAGUUGCUGAUUUUGGUUUAGCAAGAAAAAUGAAAAAGACAAAACCUUCACAAUCUCCUGAUUAUACAAAUAGAGUCAUAACUUUAUGGUACAGACCCCCUGAAUUAUUAUUAGGGACAACUGAUUACGGAAGAGAAGUUGAUAUGUGGGGGAUCGGUUGUUUACUUGUGGAGAUUUUCACAAAGAAAGCCAUUUUCCAAGCACAAGAUGAAAUUCAACAAUUACAUGUCAUUUUUGAAAUAAUGGGUACACCAUCAUUUGAAGAAUGGCCCAAAAUUGAUAAUCUACCAUGGUAUGAACUGGUUAAACCAAAAGAUUUUUAUAAUUCAACAUUUAAAGGGCUGUAUGGGUCUGUAUUAUCAAAGCAAUGUUUUGAUUUAGCAUUACAACUGUUAAAAUAUGAUCCUUCCAAAAGAAUAACAGCAAAAGAUGCUUUGAAACAUGAAUAUUUCAAAGAAUCUCCAGAACCUGCUGCUUUAGAUGAUGGUGCAUUGAAUGGUGAAUGGCAUGAAUUUGAGGCAAAGAAGAAGAGAAGAAAAGAAAGAGAAGAACGUAAAUUAGAGGAGAAGAAACGUAAAGAAGGCUUAAAAAGACAA